UCCCCAACUUUCCUCUUCUUCUUCUUCUUCGUGUUCUCUGUGCAGCGGCGCAGCGGCGGAUGCCCACUGCUGCUUCCCUCCGCAUGACUGUCUGCCACCUGCCCCGGGGCAGCACGGGAAAUGUAGUUCACUUCAAAGUGUAGUUCAUGUGUGAGGCAGGAGCACCGCUGGGUGGUGCUGUUUCACAAGGCGUCAACAGACUUGUGACCUUUUAAAGACCCACAUCCUCCUCUUGGUGAACUCCCUCAGAACACCUUUGAUAGCAGAUCACAGACUGAUGAGAAGUGGAGGGAAGGGUUUUUAAUGUUUGCUGACAUGACUCCAGGUUCAAACCCCACACUGUCAGCCUCAACUGAAGGGUUUGAGAAGUGCCCACUGUACGAGAACCAAAAACCGAGAUUGGAAAAGAUCUUUUCAGAGUCGAAGGAUCGGAAAAAUCCAAAAUCACCAUCCUUUAGGAACUGUCUGAAUUGUUUCUUCAAGGACCGAGUGAGGAUGGAGCCCAGAGAAAAACACAGGAGUUCUCAAACUGUAAUGACCCAAGGAAAACUGAGGGACCUGGCAUCAAAGUGGUUCAUAGACACUCAAGUACCCCUCAUCGUCCACAACGGUUUAUUCCCCAACUGGUUCCUGGGCUUUAUCACCAGAAAGGAUGCUGAAGAAAUACUCAGAGAAAGGGAGCCGGGCUGUUUCCUGGUCCGUCUCAGUGAUAAGGCCAUCGGGUACAUACUCUCCUAUAAAGGCAAAGAUCGGUGUCGACACUUUGUGAUAAACCAAAAUGAAGAAGGGCAGUUUAUAGUCUGUGGAGACAAUGAGGGACAUGACACAGUACCUCAGCUGAUAGAAUUCUACAUGUCAAGCCCGUUCAAACCGUUUGGAGAAUUUCUGACAUCUUCCUGUUUUGAGGUGAUGAACGAAGAGCUAUACGAUACUGUCCAGAUCUGUCCCAAAGAAAAACCUGUGGCUUCUGUCAGAACUGGUAAAAAUGUGCCGAAACAACGGAUUGACUUGCCCUCUGAGCGGUCAUGCACUCAGCCGCCGCAGAGCAACAGGACACGAGAGGAAGUGCCACCUUUGCCUCAGAGGAACAGGCACUUUGACACCGGCCCCCUGCACAACCAGGACGGUGUUUUGUAUGCUCAGAUCAGGAAGCAGUCACCUAGGGAAGUAUCAAGAUCCCAACACAUCUUUCAGGGCCAUUUACCUGGAGACAAUCAAGGAAGGCCCGAGAGAUCCACCGCCCAGAAUCAGACUGUCAUUCGGUUAAGUCCUCCGUCAGGACAAGGAUCGUCUCCAUUCACCGAACUCAGCCCGCUAGAGAGCUACGGGGAGCACUGUAACAGGCUGAGGACACCCCCACACACCCUACCAAGACUUUCUCCCAAGCCCGUCAGACAAGACAUGUGCAGUCACCCGCAGUCAGACCAAUGUGGUCUAGACCAUGCCGUUUAUCACCUGGCCGGUAAAUCUGGCAGCCCACACACUGCAGCGUCUGAGUCCAGCUCACUGACACCAGAGCAGAGUGGUGAGUCACUGUACGCUGAGGUCCCCGGUGUGGCCCUCUUCAAUCACUUCUCUGAAGACAACAAAUACCAGCAGAUUUCUGUGCACGAGGACUCAGUUCAUCCUAACACCAACAAUAACACUUACGAGCCUCCCGAGAACGUCAAACCCAAGGCAUUAAAGAAUGACAAAAGGAAAUGGGCCAUGUGGAAAUGGUGAAGAGUCUCAGUAAUCAGCCACUGAAGAACAUGUUGACUUAUUUCCCUCUGACACUACUGUGCUACUAAUAUUCACCCUGUGACAACUUAUUUCAUAUGUUCAGUUUAAACCUACGUGUUCAUAAAUAUUCAAAUGUUUUUUUGUUUUCAAUGUAUUUAUUUAAAAAUGAUGAUGCCUUUACAUUUUCU
This is a messenger RNA of Paralichthys olivaceus (Japanese flounder), 1910 nucleotides long. The record is from RefSeq and is a predicted model, not a curated record. Lineage: Eukaryota; Metazoa; Chordata; Actinopteri; Pleuronectiformes; Paralichthyidae.